GUUGAUAGGCAGGCGGAGUGGCCAAUCUGUGAGAAGGUACCUGAUUCUGAGGUUCCUGAAGUGCAGCGCCUUCACGGUUGGGGAGUUUGGCUUGAGAGGCUCCAGCAUUGCAACUUCUUUGUCUUCACAAUGACUACUCUUUGGAAAGACAUUUUGCGCAAUGUCCAGCUUAUUCAGUAUGUGGCUCCAAUUGCCGUGGAUGCAGCACUCCUUGAAGGGGUUCUAAUGAGAACCAAAGAUGACCCAAAUGCAUCUGAUGCAGUGAAUUAUGCCCCUUUUACCCUCCUCCCAUCUGCAGUCCCAAGUGAUCUGCUUGAGCAAGCCUAUUCCGUUCAGCAAGAUUUUAAUCUGCUGGUGGACAGAGUUAGUCAGGAUACAGAAUUUCUGGAACGCACUCUUGCAAGCACAGUCAAAGUGGAUGAAUUUACUGCUCAACUUUUUAAUAUUUACAAGCAAGUUUUGAAGGAAGGAGUGGCUCAGACAGUAUUUUUAGGAAUCAAUCGCUCUGAUUACAUGUUUGACUAUGGUACAGGUGGCUCUCCAGCUCUAAAACAAAUUGAAAUAAACACCAUUGCUGCCAGCUUUGGAGGUCUCACCUCUCGAACCACUGCAGUGCAUCGGCUUGUGUUGAAUGUUUUGGGAAAGACGAAAGAAGCCUCAAAAUUAUUGACUAAUAAUCCAUCCAAAGGGAUUGCCAUGGGCAUCGCAAAGGCUUGGGAACUCUAUGGCUCAGAUAGAGCAGUGGUUAUGUUCCUGGUUGAAGAGGUUCAGAGAAAUAUUUUUGACCAACGCUGUAUAGAAAAUGAACUUUGGAAGAGGAAUAUCCGGGUGAUUCGAAGAAGAUUUAAAGAUGUGUUUGAAAAAGCGUCUCUGGACAACGACAGACGAUUAUACAUAGAUGGAGAUGAGGUUGCAGUGGUAUAUUACAGAGAAGGUUAUGUUCCAAAGAAUUAUAAUAAACAGAACUGGGAGGCCCGGUUGUUGCUGGAACGGUCUAGAGCAGUCAAAUGUCCAGAUAUUGCCACUCAACUUGUUGGGACCAAAAAGGUUCAGCAGGAGCUCAGCAGACCAGGAAGUCUAGAAAGAUUUCUGCCAAAUAAACCUGAAGCUGUGGAUCAGUUAAGAGCAACAUUCACAGGGCUAUACUCUCUAGAGAUGGAUGAAGAAGGUGAUAAGAUGGUUGCCAUGGCUAUUGCAGACCCAGAUCAGUUUGUAUUAAAACCACAAAGGGAAGGAGGAGGAAACAAUCUCUACGGUGAUGAACUGAAGCAAGUUUUGGAGAAGAUUAAGGACAGUCCUGAGAGGACCUCCUACAUUCUUAUGGACAAGAUAAAACCUCUUCCUGCAAUGAAUUACUUAUUGAGGGCUCACAGUCAAUUGAAAAUAUCAGAAUGUGUAUCUGAAUUAGGAAUUUUUGGAGUCUACGUCAGACAAGGUCAGGAUCUUGUGAUGAACAAGCACGUGGGCCAUCUGUUGCGAACAAAAGCAGUAGAACAUGCGGAUGGUGGAGUAGCAGCCGGAGUAGCAGUUCUAGAUACUCCCUACGUGAUAUGAAAACAAUACCUCAGUAACAUCACUACUUGAGAUUGAUUUUUCUGCCUUUUAGGCCAUGAUUGCCAAAGGGCAGCAAUGAUCAGAUUUAUAUUCAAAGCCCUCCUCCUAUAUGUGAUCCCAAGAUACAAAGUAGCAGAGCUGCACUGAUUUAUUUUUAAAGUAACUGCUGCCUCUUGAUCUCAGAGAAUAUUGAAUUCCAGCAGACCUUCCCUGAAAACUUCUUCCUGCUUGAUGCACCCUUUCAUCCAACACACUUCUUCUGGACCUUGUGCACUUUUACUGUUCUGCCAUCUUAGAUGUGUUAACACUCUGAUAAAACUUUCCCUAUAGUAUCACAGAAAAUGCAUCAUUAAGUGCCUUGUAGUAGAUUAUAUUACCAUGAUAAUUUGUUCUCUAUAUUUUCAAAGAGUAUUUCGAUCCUGCUUCAGAAACACUGGAAGAUAAUUCAUUCUGGAUGUCUGUUCUUUCAAUACUAUUUUUUGUUGUAUACUUGUCCACAAUGAUACAGCACCCUACAAUAAUUGUGCAGGGUAUUACAUUCAAAGGAAUGAUUGUGGCCACAUGUGGAAUGAUUACCACACACUACUAAAUGAUAAAGGGACAGAAUUACUUCACCUUUAUCUUGAACUUAAAUAAGUAAUUGUGUUAUGUUGCAUUUGAUGAAUGUGUGAGAGAAGAGUUUCACUACUGCUUUGACGAAGGAAACUGAAAUAGUAUACAGUAGAGUCUCACUUAUCCAACCUUUACUCACCCAACGUUCUGUAUUAUCCAACACAGUCUGCCUCUUGCCCGGAUCCACACCUGUUUCAGUACAUUGCAAUGUUUUAGUGCUAAAUUCAUACAUACAGUAAUUACUACAUAACUGUACUGUGCACUGAACUGCUUUUUCUGUUGAUUUGUUGUAAAAAAAUGAUGUUUUGGUGCUUAAUUUGUAAAAUCAUAACUUAAUUUGACAUUUAAUGGUCUUUUCCUUAAUUCCCCCUAGUUAUCCAGCGUUUUUACUUAUCCAGUGUUCUGUCAGCCCGUUUAUGUUGGAUAAGCAAGACUCUACUGUAUUUGCAAACAGAGAGUGCAUGUUUGAAAAGGAUAUGUCUUCAACAUGCACAUAUUCUUUAAAACCCUAAUCAAUGCUGAUGUCAAACAGAUUGAAACAGCAGAUGAUGGAAUUUCAGAUAUUUGUUUAGCUGAAUUGAAGAUUAGAAUGUACUCAUCUAUCGCACUAAGCCAUGUGCCAUUUUAAGAAUUGGGAACUUUUUUUUCAAAUUCAGUUUUGAAACAGCAGCUUGCCAUAUUGCAAUUACAUUUAUUUAAAAAGAUCAAGUUCAUAUAUCUUGGUUGGCAUCAGUCUUUUUAAAUAGCAGCUUGUCUUUACACAUUGAUAUUUUUUCUUAACCACGUCAUUUCUUGUAAAAAUAACAGUUCCAACUUGAUGCCGUACUUUAGAGGAGAGGUUUAGAAAAUUAAUUUGACUUAAGAGUACAGUAUUAGGGACCAACAUGGUAUAACAACGCAUUUUUCUCCAGUAGCCUAAAUGAAUUUUCUAAGUAAAUUCCUUUCUUAAAUAAAA
Messenger RNA from Anolis sagrei ordinatus, 3121 nucleotides. It is a transcript of the gene GSS, whose product is annotated as glutathione synthetase. The record is from RefSeq and is a predicted model, not a curated record. Gene Ontology annotation, biological process: glutathione biosynthetic process. Gene Ontology annotation, cellular component: cytosol. Gene Ontology annotation, molecular function: glutathione binding; glutathione synthase activity; ATP binding. NCBI's taxonomy places the organism in Eukaryota, Metazoa, Chordata, Lepidosauria, Squamata, Anolidae.